UUUUAGUGGCUAAGCUACUUGUUUGGGGGCUGAAGGCGCACUUGCCUUACAGUAUUAUUUCGGAAGGGUAAAUUUGUCUUGUGUUCGCGUUUUCUGCAUUUCACAUUCUGUUUGAUAUGGUCCAGCUGCACGUCAAACGAGGAGAGGAGAGCCAGUUUCUCCUGGAUACCACAGUCGAUGUUUCAGUGGAAACCUUGAUAGAGCAGAUUGCUGCUAUUUAUAACGGAAGACUCAAAGUGGAGAGGAUUUGUUCAGAAAUACAGGAGCUUGCGGAGCAUGGGAUCACGCUCCCUCCAAAUAUGCAGGGGCUCACGGAUGAUCAGAUCGAGGAUCUGAAACUUCGGGACGAGUGGGCGGACAAGUGUGUUCCAAGCGGUGGAGCACACAUUAAAAAGGAUGAAAUCGGGAGGCGAAACGGACAUGCUCCAAAUGAUAAAAUGAGGGACGUUUUAAAGAAAACUGUUGAGGAAGCAAAGUCAUUAGUUUCCAAGAAACAAGUGGACGCCAAGGUCUGUGUCACUAUGGAUAUGGUGAAAGAAGCUCUUGACCAGCUCCGUGGUGCUGUUAUGAUUGUUUAUCCCAUGGGCCUGCCUUCUCAUGAUCCCAUCAGGAUGGAGUUUGAAAACCAGGAAGAUCUGUCAGGAACACAUGCUUCACUGCAGGUGAUUCCAGUGGAGGAGGCCCAGCUGUGGUGGGCAGCCAAGGAGCUGCAGAAAGGGAAGAAGCUUCAAGACUAUGUGGGCAAGAAUGAGAAGACCAAGAUCAUUGUCAAGAUACAAAAGCGAGGCCAGGGGGCGCCAGCGCGCGAGCCACUGGUCGGCCCGGAGGAACAAAAGCAAAUGAUGCUGCACUAUUACAGAAGGCAGGAGGAGCUCAAGAAACUGGAUGAAGCAGAUGAUGACUCUUACCUGCAGUCUGAGUGGUCGGACAGGCAGGCAUUGAAGAGGCAGUUUCAAGGUCUUACCAACAUUAAGUGGGGUCCCAGAUGAACUCGUCUCCACAUCCAGCUUUGUCCUCAACCUAGUGACAUUAAAAAGUCUAAGGGUGCAGCUGGCCCC
This is a messenger RNA of Megalops cyprinoides (Indo-Pacific tarpon), 1058 nucleotides long. RefSeq names its product cilia and flagella associated protein 298 (gene cfap298). The transcript is spliced from 8 exons. Bases 117 to 989 code for a protein of 290 amino acids. Gene Ontology annotation, biological process: regulation of cilium movement. NCBI's taxonomy places the organism in Eukaryota, Metazoa, Chordata, Actinopteri, Elopiformes, Megalopidae. The record is from RefSeq and is a predicted model, not a curated record.